AUGAAUCUGUCCCUCAUUGACCCGUUCGUCCUGGCCCAGGACUAUCCGGAUACGUUGACAGAGACGCUCAAAUCUGGCCAUGCGACAUGUCUACGGUUCAAUCACACUGGCGACUAUCUAGCAUCCGGACGGGUGGAUGGUACUGUGGUGAUUUUCGACAUUGAGACGAACGGUGUGGCGCGCAAGCUGCAGGGUCACACACGCCAGAUCCAAUCAAUAAGCUGGUCCAGAGAUGGACGUUAUCUCCUCACCUCAUCGCAGGACUGGAAGUGCAUAUUGUGGGACCUACAAGACGGCUCGCGUAUACGAACGGUCAGAUUCGAGGCACCAGUCUACAUCGCCGAGCUACACCCAUUCAACCAUCUCCUUUUUGUGGCCUCUCUCUUCGAAGACCAACCCGUCCUUGUCGAUGUCUCCGGCGACAAACCCAAAAAGCGAAUUCUCCCCUCCGCACCCCUCCGUCCUCAAUCCACAAACGGUGAAGAAGUCGAUCCAGCGUUCGCCGCAAAACAAGCAGCACAAGACGCAAAACACUCAACAUGCGUCACGGUUUUCACGUCAUUUGGAAACCACAUCAUUGGAGGGACAUCAAAGGGAUGGAUCAACAUCAUCGAGACAGAAACCUGCAAAACGAUCCACUCCAUGCGUCUCUGCAAUGGCGUAGUAAUCCUCCUCCGUCUCGCCAGCAACGGUCGAGACCUCCUUGUUAACAGCUCAGACCGUGUAAUCCGCACAGUCCUACUGCCCGACCUAUCCCAACUAGGCAUCGGCCUCGAGCCAUCAAGCAUAAAACUCCACGUCGAGCACAAAUUCCAAGAUGUCGUCAAUCGCCUCAGCUGGAAUCACGUUACAUUCUCAUCAACCGGUGAAUUCGUCACCGCCACAACAUUCAUGAAUCCAGACAUCUAUGUCUGGGAACGCAGCCACGGAUCUCUCGUCAAGAUUCUCGAGGGUCCACGAGAAGAACUCGGCGUCGUCGAAUGGCAUCCCCUCCGGCCAAUGGUAGUCGCUUGUGGUCUGGAGUCUGGUUGUAUCUAUACAUGGUCAACAGUCAGUCCACAGAAAUGGUCCGCCCUAGCACCUGACUUCGGCGAAGUCGAAGAGAAUGUGGAGUACGUCGAGCGCGAAGACGAAUUUGACGUCCACCCAGCCGAACAGGUUCACCAGCGUCGUCUCGAUCUAGAAGACGAGGAGCCCGACGCUGUGACACUCGACCCGGUCAAAGUUGACCUUGACGCGGAGACGGGCAAUGUAUUCGGCGUUCCUGUCCUCAUGGAUAUAUCCGACAGCGAGAGCGGAGAGGAUAUCAUUGCCGUUGGCCCUGGUACCAUGCGUCGACGCACACCUGGUGGAGGGAAUACAGGUGACAAGGAUAGCCAGGCUGGCGCCAAUGGUACCUCCCGAGGUGCAGCGCGAAAUCGUCGGCGGUGA
Molecule: messenger RNA, 1431 nt
Organism: Penicillium maclennaniae
Lineage: Eukaryota; Fungi; Ascomycota; Eurotiomycetes; Eurotiales; Aspergillaceae
Product: Set1-mediated histone H3-K4 methylation subunit Swd1
Exons: 5
Coding region: 1-1431 (476 amino acids)
Cellular component (GO): Set1C/COMPASS complex
Molecular function (GO): protein binding
Source: RefSeq, a predicted model, not a curated record